AUGGCAAACGAUAUCGAAGUCCAAACCGCCACGGUCGCCCGUGCCGAGAGCGUCGAUGAGAAAUUCGUUGGCGCCAAAGAUGUCGACGAAGCACUCCAAUUUCUGCACGCCCAUGCUGCCACGGCUCAGCUCACUGAAAUCAACGAGAAGAAGCUUAUGCGGAAGGUCGACUGGAUGAUCAUGCCAUUGAUGUUCUCGGUCUAUUAUCUGCAAUACACCGAUAAGACCUUGCUUUCUUCGGCCGCCAUAAUGGGUGUCAUUGAAGAUACUCAUAUGCCCGAUAACGGCUUCAGUCAUCUAGCCAUGGCUUUUUAUAUCAGCUUCUUGUUCUGCGAAAUCCCACAGUCAUAUUUGAUCCAACAUUUCCCAACCGCAAAAUACUUGGCUUGCAAUGUCAUUCUUUGGGGCGUUGUGGUUACGCUCAAUGCGGCAUGCCACAGUUUUGCACCUAUAGUAGUACUUCGUGUUCUGCUUGGUGUCCUCGAGGCGUCCGCAGCACCUAGCCUUAUCAUCCUCACGUCUAUGUGGUACAAGCGAGAGGAGCAAGUCGUGCGAAUGGGCAUCUGGUACCAGGGAACCUCGAUCGCACCAGCCGUGUCCAGCCUUGUGUCAUAUGGCUUCCUUCAUUACACCAAUUCUCACCCUGACGUGCGCUUCAAGUCCUGGCAGAUUCUCUUCCUCAUGUGGGGAUUGAUCACGAUCUCGGUCGGAAUCCUUGUCUUUCUUUUCCUUCCAGACAAUCCUAUGAAAAGUCGACUCUCCACCGACGAAAAGCUCUUCAUCAUCGAGCGCGUCCGUGGCAACCAGACCGGGAUAGAGAACAAGAAGCUCAAAGGCAAGCAAGUCAAGGAGGUGCUGCUGGAUUUCAAAACGUGGCUCUUGAGUCUCAUCGUCAUCACGACCAACGUGCCAAACGGGGCUGUCAGCUCAUUCGCGAACAUUAUCAUUUCAAACUUUGGUUAUGACGAUUACACCACGCUACUCCUCAAUCUACCUGGCAGCGCAGUUGCUUUCGUCUCCGUUGGCCUAGGAACAUGGCUUGCAGGCAGGUUCAAUGCUAGGGGCCCCCUCAUUAUCGCCCUGAUUAUUCCCACACUCCUCGGCGGAGCUUUGAUGGCAUGGCUUCCUCCAGAUAACAAACCGGGGUUACUCGCGGGUAAUUUUAUGACGAACACAGUUGGCUCCACUCUCCCUAUGCUCUACAGUUGGAUUACCGCGAAUCACGGUGGACAUUCUAAGAAGAUCACUAUGAAUGCCAUAGUUUUGAUGUCGUUCUGUCUCGGUAACAUCAUCGGUCCGGAAACGUUCCAAGACAAGGAUGCACCGCAGUACAUUCCCGCCAAAAUGACCAUCGUCAUAAUCCUGUCGUUUGCGGUCCUUUUCACGGUCCUUCUGGACUUGGCUUACAUUCGGGAAAACAGGAAGAGGGACAGAGAAGGACAUCAGGAACUUCCUCCGAACUUUGAGUUCCUCGAUCUUACCGACAAGGAGAAUAGGAAUUUCAGAUAUGUUCGUUAG
Molecule: messenger RNA, 1518 nt
Organism: Exophiala bonariae
Lineage: Eukaryota; Fungi; Ascomycota; Eurotiomycetes; Chaetothyriales; Herpotrichiellaceae
Exons: 7
Coding region: 1-1518 (505 amino acids)
Biological process (GO): transmembrane transport
Cellular component (GO): membrane
Molecular function (GO): transmembrane transporter activity
Source: RefSeq, a predicted model, not a curated record